AUGUCUGAAAGACUACCGAGUUCGGCACACGAAGAGACAAGAGAAGCAUCCAGGAAGGAUGGCGCCAAAGGCCUCCCAUCGUCCUCUUCUUCCUCCUCCUCUUCCUCCUUCGCCUCGCGCGCCCGUAAGUCGAAAAUCAAAUUCGGCAGCCCAGCACGGGGAGCUGAUGAGCCAGCCAUAUCACCGAGAAUGGACAGCUUUGAGAAUCCCUCCUCGUCUACCACUCAUAGUCCAACUAGCACACCACCCUUAGCAAAUAUGCGACCGAUCAUGUCACCCGUGACACCUCUCAAGUCCUCCGAAGUCUCCUCUGGGCGACAGCAGCGGGCAGAUAGUUUUCAAGACAACUGUAUGGCUGACAGGAAGGUGAAUGGACGCAUUGAGCCUCUACUCUCAAAACCCUACUUGACAGACGGCAUAGUACCAAACAGUCUGGGUCGUUCCGAGGGCGCAACAAAGUCCGCUGUGUCGUUUCCCUCCUCACCCCUAACGUUUGUCGAUUCUUGUGGAGGUGCAAGCAAGACAGGAAGACCACAACGGCCGGAGAUACAGACUACUCAAGUGACGGUCCAGGAAUGUGACGACCCAGUCUCUCGAAUGAGUGGCCACUCGAAACUCCAGAACCCCGAGCCUCAUGGCAGAUCCCAUCGCCUGGUGAAGGGUGUGAGCGGCAGUUUCCCACACCGUAGAAGUAUGCGCACCCAGAGGACCUACACCUCCCUCUCAGAUGUAGUGGAGGAUUCAGACGAGGGUCCGGUCGCGUCUGUCGGCAUGCCAGCUAUUAAAGAAGCAAAUACCGUUAAGACUGUUGGCUUUCAGUUUCCCCUGAAGUCGGAUAAAACGCCCUCGCUGGACACACUGGAUGUCAGCAACAGAUCCUCCAUCUAUGAUAAUUUACCCCAGUCGGUAGAUUGUACACCCUCCCUUCCAGAUCCACAGAGUGUGGCAAGUGAUCUUGCUGCGCCAAAUGUGGAGCAGGUGCUUAAGUCUGCCGCAGCUGCGCUCCUUAAACAUUCGGAUGAACAGAGGACACACCCUCAGAUGUCUGACGGACGGGAUAAACCCGUGCAGGAGGAGGAUGGUCAGCAUUCCUCGCUGGAAAUCCGGUUACCGCGGAGUCACUAUGACAAAUGCUCGUUGAGCAUAACUCCAGGCAAGAGUCCCACCGGAGAGGACGUGGACCUUAGUCGCAGCACUAUUCAAAACUCCUGCCAGGACGUAAAAUCGUGGUGGAUGAAACAGCUAACUCCUCAGUCACCGAAUGAAUCGGGUCAGGAAUCGGGUCAGCUAACCGUCCCGUCCGGUAUCCGCUUUCAGCAGGCUGAGGGCAGGGCGAGCGGGCACACGAAAAAGAAUGCCUUUCUACCCUCAGCGUUUGCCAGCACUAGUCAUCUGGGUGUUGCGGGUCGAAUUCGUCGGCGUGUGCAGAGUAUUGCGGCUGGACAGCCAAGCAAUGAUUCGCCUACCGGAAACAAGUCUCAGCCAAGAAAUGAAUACUGA
This is a messenger RNA of Dibothriocephalus latus, 1500 nucleotides long. The record is from the annotation of a GenBank genome assembly. Lineage: Eukaryota; Metazoa; Platyhelminthes; Cestoda; Diphyllobothriidea; Diphyllobothriidae.